Molecule: messenger RNA, 685 nt
Organism: Schizophyllum commune H4-8
Lineage: Eukaryota; Fungi; Basidiomycota; Agaricomycetes; Agaricales; Schizophyllaceae
Exons: 1
Coding region: 48-239 (63 amino acids)
Source: RefSeq, a predicted model, not a curated record
CAAGGGACCCAUAUAGAAAGACGCAUCGGUGUAACUGAGUAAAAUGUAUGUGUUCAAAGGCCCUCGAGCGUCCAGUAAUUCAUCCAAGCGCCCAAGCCCUGGACAGCGGCUCUCGGUAUACACCCGAGUUCACGUACAGUGUGCGGUAUACGGCAGCCCCCUCGGGGUCCAAUGCUACCCCGGCGCCUCCCCCAGGUCCUCCUAGGCACCCCGUCUUCGUCGGUGGCGAAUCAGCCUGACCGGGUACCCGCGAAGCGCCGAGGCUGGAAGGCAAGCAGCGAGGGCCCAUGAAUUAGAUCUCGCACGCGCCGCCUGCCAUUUUGGACCGGCGCUGCUGUCUGAAUCGAUGGCGCGCCCCCGAUACGCGCUAUCCACGCCGCGUCCGUAUACGGCGUGAGGCGUACAUCAUCAUGAUGCGGGGCUCACUAGAGGAUGGGGAGUCCCUAGCGGUAGAUGGAUUGCUGCUUCUGAAGCAACGGGGCGGCGUAGCGCCCUUUCUGUAUAGCAGGGUUAGGCGGGAAUUAGCUGGUGGCAGACGUACCCCUGCUGCCAGAUGUCGCGCCGACUAUCGGGCUGUCGUGCUGGUGUAUUCAGGAGCGCGCGGGGAGUGAAGUUAUCUCGGAUAUCACGAUGCGAACACAUUCAUCUACUCAGGAUGAGGGGAGGAUCGUAUGCUUGACGAAGG